Messenger RNA from Notothenia coriiceps (black rockcod), 4101 nucleotides. Its product is annotated as MHC class II transactivator-like. Gene Ontology annotation, biological process: positive regulation of MHC class II biosynthetic process; positive regulation of MHC class I biosynthetic process; positive regulation of transcription by RNA polymerase II. The transcript is spliced from 17 exons. Gene Ontology annotation, molecular function: protein binding. NCBI's taxonomy places the organism in Eukaryota, Metazoa, Chordata, Actinopteri, Perciformes, Nototheniidae. The record is from RefSeq and is a predicted model, not a curated record. The annotation marks the transcript as partial.
CUCCUCGGAUACAAAAGUGCCCCGAUCGGGACACACCAUCUAGGCCAAAGAGACAAAGAGCAGCAGCUCGACCAAAAACUAAAGUGGUGCAGGCUGAGCUGUCAAUCACCCAAGCCACAGGAUCAGAGCCAAGUUCAGCAGAGACAGCUGGCCUCUCCACCACUCCACCAAGAAUCCUCCAUCUCCAUCCCUCCAUUCAGUUUAUCACCAUCCCAGACACUCCAUCAUGUCAGGUUGUCCGGACCCUGAGGCUCUCUCCUUCAGUAAUCACACUUCCAAUCACCAACACUGCUGCUACACCUACUUACAUAUUUGUUCCUGCUGGAUCGCCGCAAUUCAAACCUCAACUGCCACCCCUCUCCCCGACGAAUGGUGAAGUAGCUCCAGUCCAAAUGAGUUCAUCCCCACGCGGAUCUCUGUCAGACACUGCAAGCAAAGCCUUAACUCAUCCUUGUGCCUCACCCCUCUCACCUGGCAAUGAGCCGUCUACGUGUAAGGAAUCCCCUCUUCCUCAGUGCCCCACAGUCCUUGAUAUUCCACAGGAUGUGAAGGACUACAUCCAGGAAGCCAAAGCACACAUGAGUCAAGCUUGCCAGGUUAUGGAGGCUGGCCUUAGCCUGACGUCUCAUUAUGUGGAUGUGCCAGUGAGCCAGAGGGAAAUUCUUCGCUCUGGAAAAAACAUAAACAAAGCCCUGGACAAAGAGAUAGUCAUCAUGGGAGAUACAGAUCGACAAAAAAGCUUGUUGGGGAGGAGUCAGAUCUUUGAGAGAUCAAAUGGAGACAAACCAAAACGCUUCAUUUUGCUUCUAGGCAAUGCUGGCAUGGGAAAAACCACCCUGAUAAGAAGACUGUGUCUCGACUGGUCCACAGACUGCAUCCCACAGUUUGACUUUGUCUUCUUGUUAGACAGCAACGCACUCUCUUUAACGGACGCUACCUUUAGCCUUCAGACCCUCUUACUAAACCUCUCCUCCUUUGCCCCUUCCUGCAAGGACCCCAACGCAGUGUACGCUCAAAUCCUUGCAGCCCCUAAGCGCGUGCUUGUCAUUUUUGAUGGGUUUUGCGAGUUGCGGGACUAUGAAAUUCUUCUCCAGACUCAAGAAAAGGACUUAGUAACGUCGUUACAGAAGGACAGUAAAGCACAGACCUUCACAGUAAAACAGUUGUACUCUGCCAUCCUUCAGAGGGUCCUCCUUCCAGGAUGCACACUUCUGCUUUCUACCCGAACGAGAGGCACAGCCAGCCAGCUUCUCCGCCGAACGGACAGCCUGUUGGAGGUGUGUGGCUUCACCCCCACUGACGUACAGACAUAUCUGUCCCAGUACUUCACUGACCCUGACCUCAGAGUAUCUGCUUUGGAUUGCUUCAAAAACUGCAGCUAUCUACAUCUCCUGUGCUGGAACCCUGGACUGUGUCGCUUGGUCUGCUUGGUUUUAGAACAGUGCAAAAGUUUGGAGGUCCUACCGAGAACGUUAACCGAGCUCUGCCAUCAAGUGCUUCGUAUGAAAGUGGAAAAAGACAGCAAGGACACAAACUCACAGGCUGAAACUCCAUCGGAAAUAUCUGAGAAAUCAGUUGAAGAAACCCAGACAAAAAGCUCAAGUAGUUCUCAAAUGAAGAGGCGUAAUAAAAACACUCGCACGCAAAGAACAAGGGGUUCAAAAAAAAAGGAAACAGAGAAAGAUAACAACGACGGAGAGGAAAUGAAGAGUAAUGGCUGGGAAGUAGUUAAAACCCAGGAGAGGGAGUUGCUGGCCCAGCUAAGUUCUCUGGCCUGGGAGGGGAUCAAAGCAAACUCUUCCAUCGUCCCCAAAGGACGGACCAUAUCUGCAACAGUCAAGGCGUUCGGCCAAAGAACAGGGCUCUUACUCUCUUAUAAUCUGGGGACGAGGCAGGUUGUCUCAAGUUGUGAGAGUGAGGACAGAAGGAAAACUGGAACAAGACAGACUGGUGAAAAGAGGGGAAGCAAGGGAAGGACGGAAACUGAAAGCGCUGAUGCAAGUGAUGACCAAAUCCUGAUGUGGGCCAACCCUUUCCUUCAGAGUUACCUUGCAGGGGUCCAUUUGUCUCUGUCAAGGACAAUAACAGACCGUGCCUUCCUCCAGACCCUCCCUUUCCAAUCUGGCCAGAAGGGUCGCCGGCGGCCUCAAAGGGAGGAGCUCGAUCUCACUCAGCGGUUUGCGGUCGGGCUGUUGUUCUACAACCGGAGAGAGCUUCAGAGGUUUAACUCAUACACAGAGACAACCUUCAGAGACAUGGUGGCCUCUAAGCAGGCUUUAGUGACAACACACCUUGAAGGUCUUUCCCAUGAUGACCUGAGCCCCACCCAGGUCCUGGAGGCUUGUCGCUAUGUUUAUGAGGCGAGUUCCUCACAUGGUGAUGGUAGCAGAGACAGUGGUAGUCAACGAUUGGUUGCUCAUCUGGCAGAGAAUCUUCCAGAGGUCCUGACAUUUCACGGAGUUCCUUUUAAGCCAUCGGACGUGUUUGCUGUGCAGAACGUUCUCGACCAGGGUGGAGCUGACGGUAGAAGGUUUUGUUUGAAUCUGGAGGAUUCUGGGAUACAGAUUUCGGGACUCAGAGCUCUGUUGGGGCUCAACAACAUCAACACAUACAGAUACAUGGUGCCACAAAGGCUGUCAGACAGUUCCAGCCAAUCCAAUUCAAUCCUGGCAGAGGGGGUACCGGCAGUUAAAGAGCUACACAAGCUAGAGUUGGAGCUUGGUCCAGAGAAAGGUCCCCUGGUUCUUCCCAAGCUAUGGGAGCUCCUGCCAGGUCUACACAACCUACAGCACUUAGAUCUAGAGAACAGUACGAUUGGGGACAAAGGAGCAGAGGAAUUGGCGGAUACUUUAGUCUCACUUGGGUCCCUGGAGAUUCUCAAUUUGUCACAGAAUUGCAUAGGAGACCAGGGGGUGAGGAAACUGGCCACUGUGCUGCGGGAUCUUCCCAAACUGCACUGUUUAAGUCUCUACAGUAAUGUGAUUUGUGACGAAGGUGCGGAGACUCUGGCUGCUGUCCUCCCACACAUGGCUUCGCUCACUGACCUGGAUGUCAAGUACAAUAAGCUAACAAGUGUUGGAGCACAGAGCCUGGGAGCCAGUCUGAGAAACUGUAGAAAAAUAAAGACCUUGAGGAUGUGGAACCAGUGUAUUCCUUACGGUGUGUUUGAGAGACUUCAGCAGCAGGACAACAGGAUCCAGUGGCAGUAGAACACUAUGAAACCUCUACACACAUCCUCACAUGUUUACACUACACACUACAUUUUAUACUGCAUGUGUGCUUAAGAAAAAAGAGAGUGGGAGAAAGCUCACGCUCACAAACCAAAAAUAAUUCUUAGUUGCUUUAUUCAAUAGUUCUCCUUGUCAGAUAUUUUUAAAGAUUCCCCUGAGUGCUUCAUCCUUCGGUGCUGCAUGUGUUUACUGUAUAGGUGUGUGGUUUGGCUAGGUACACAUUCAAGAAGCACUUUUGCACUAUAUGAGAUCUGAUUUUAUGUAACCAUAAUUGUUUCUUAUUUUUAUAAAUAAAAUGUUUUGUGUUGUUACGUACACUGUUUUUUCGUUUCACUUUUUUUUUAAAUUCAACAGUUUAUUAUUAACCUGUUUUCACUUCCUUCCCAAAAGGUUUCUGUUCUCUUUUUUUUUUUAAUGCAAGCUAACUUUUACAGUCCUAUAGUUUCUGAAACUCUGCGUCGUUGAUGUUAUUAUUUUAUUUCCCUUAAUAAAUGGACACUUACUGACGUGUGCUGAUGUACACUGUAGCCACCUUUUGUUGCUGACUGUAAAACCUUUUGCUAUAUCUGUAAAGGUUGUGAUGCAGCAAGAGCCUCAGAUAACCUGACUUGUAGUAUCAAAUAUGGGUUAAGGCCCCAAGACACUGGAUCCUUCAUUUCCCACAAUGCAACAAGACAAUCAGUGGUCACCUUCAGGAAUAUUUAUUGUGAAAACCAAAUAUUUUUGGAUCCUAAGUUGAGUUUUUCCCAAUGAUAUCACUAUUGUAGAAGGUCUGCUCGUACAGUCAAACCGACAGCAGCUUAAUUGAACAUGUUAGAAUAUAAAUAGACAGCGUUCAUGUUUGGUUAAUGUAUAAAUGAAUGUUUCUGUA